Messenger RNA from Leishmania mexicana MHOM/GT/2001/U1103, 2925 nucleotides. RefSeq lists its product as hypothetical. The record is from RefSeq and is a predicted model, not a curated record. The coding region runs from base 1 to 2925 and encodes 974 amino acids. NCBI's taxonomy places the organism in Eukaryota, Euglenozoa, Kinetoplastea, Trypanosomatida, Trypanosomatidae. The transcript has a single exon.
AUGGGUCGGCUGCUGCGAGAGCACGGUGGCCUCGUGCGCGCCUCGAGCGCGGCCCGUCCCGCUGCGGCGCUAGCCUCCGCGGCACCUCAUGUAUUUAACGCUGGCGUCUCUUCGCCCCUGUCGAAUCAAGAACACUGCGCGGAUGCUUCGACUGGGACGAUGCCCUGCACGCCGUGUCCCCGUCCUUCGGAGCGACUUCCUUCUGCAUCGGAUUCACAGCGUCCUGCGGGGAGGGAUUCCCCUGUCAAAGAUGGGCGAGCCCCGCCCGCUGCUGUCCUUUACUGCAGCCAGCGGCCUACGCGUGUUCACGAUUGUGAGCAGGCAGCAGUGCGGGAGCGGCACACAGGGGCGGGGGCAUCACCUGAGGGGCCUUCGCAUAGUCCUUCGGGGUCACACACGCACAACUCUUCGUCGCUUGGUAUUGGUACAAAAGCAUCAAUGCCGCUUUCCAAAGCCUCACAGCAGCACCGACAAGUGCCGUCAUCCUCCACGCACGCGGUUAUACUGGAGGGAUACCUAGCUGAACAGCUUCACCAUCAUCGCCUGGAUAGAGGCAGGCAGCGAUAUCCGACGCCGCCGUGGUGGUUACCUGGAGGAUUAGAGACAGACGGUGAUCUUGUGAGAGGCGCGACACGCCAUUCUUUCCCCUCCGUGCUUCAGCGGAGGGCCGGCGAUGACGACGUAACGCUUCACACAGUGCAGGCAGAGCGAGGCCUCGGGGUGGAACACCGGCUGCCAUCGCCAUCGACACCGGCUCCGCCGCCGCCGCGAUCACGCGCGCGUAGCGCGAGGAAGGGUUGUCCGCCACGGCCUCGUUCGCCCUCGGUCCAAUUGCAGGCGCACCUCAGCACCUCUUCUAACAAGCUCCAGGAGGCAGAUGGGGGUGCGUCGCCGCUGUCGUUUGUGGACCCUGGCGCGUAUCGCCUUGGCAAUGCUGAGGCACAGAGCUCGAGGACUGGUCUCGGGCUUCGCGGUGCAUGUGCUCCGGCUCACCGGCUUGGACGGCAGUCUUCUCGGUAUUCUCUUCUCCAUGGUAUCUUCCCUAAGUCUCCAUCCGCGGACUCGAUGCGACCGCGAGGCACCUUGUGUGGCAUCUCGUCGUCGACGGAGGCAGCGCCCGACAGCGACACGGAGGCGAUAUCAGGACGCAUGGCGCUCAGCAACGUGUUGGGCACCACCGCUGCGUCCACAUGCCGCCUUCGCGUGUACCAGGAAAGCGUCAACCACCCUUCCGGGUUUGCUGUUCCACGGCGCGGCGCGGGGACGGCGGCGCCAGUGGAGGCAAACUGGGACGGUCUUGCGGCGUUGCCGCAGACGGUGGCGGAUCGACACGCCAUCGAGUGCGCUGUCAAUGCCGUCCCGGGGUCUCUGAUAUACGGAGCCAGCAACCACGCGUCUGCAUCUGCGCUGGCUGCGUACAGACAAGGUGUAGCUGCCGAGACGGGUAUUGACCCGGUACAGCUGCGGCAUGGCCCGCUGAGCGCGUGCUACGAUCGUGUGCGAGGCGGCUGGAGGGGGCCGAUCGUGCAGCGGGUGGACGGCGGCGGUGGCGGUGGCGGAGCUAGUCUGACGCACACGACAACGCGGGUGCGUGUUGGGGCCUCGCGUCCCAGUGAGCUGUACGACCCCAUAUCGGGUCUGCCACGAAAGCCGAAUGAGGUGCUGGCCGUAUAUCUGCAGUCCAUAGCGGCGGAGGCUGCGCGGGGGCAUUUUCGCACCGCCCCUUCCGUUCAGGGAGAGGUGGGAAGGGUGGUGUCUUACCACCACGGCGACGGUGGCCCUCACGCCUCGAUGGAUGCACCAGCCGACUUCAGCUCCGCACCGACGAGGCGGCAGACCAGAAGUGGAGCGUUUGCUUGGGCGGACAAGCUCAGCAGACUCGCCCAGCAGCGCAGGGCGCGCGCGACGGUGCGGUCAGCGCAGCUGCACUCCACCCACCGCAUCACCGGGCUGCCUCUCCGCCCAGAUGAGCGACGCUUGUAUUGGGCGGAGCAUGCGCCGCUGCACACGACGUCGGUACGAGGGCUGAACGCGGUGCUGCAGGGCGUGGGAGAGGCCGAGGAGGGCCUGCUUGUCGAGGGCGUUGGCUCGAGAAGCUCGUGGGCUAAAAGGGGAGGCACCGGCAGAGGAGCGCCGUGGGCAGGCGCUAACGUGGCCGUGUGCGCAGAGGAAGAGACAGAGGUGACGCUCGACCAUUGGUGCGCCUCGACCGACGCGAGCUGCGGCGAUAAUGAUGGCGACGACAACAAUAACGAAGCGUGGCCAGCAGUGGCAGUUGAACGACCACGUCGACGGGGCAGCGGAGGGAGGGGAGAGUUUCAGACUGAGUCUGCACCGCUGCACCAUUCCCGACUGCCAACUCGUGCCUCCGAGCAUAGUGCGUUCUCCUAUGCGAAUUCCGCCGUGGCUGCCGCUUGUGUGCGCGGCUCUCGUCGAGGCGCCGCCGACGCGUCGCGCGUUCAUGUGGAAGGCAAGAACGGCUUGGUGGACUCGCAUGUGUACGAGGAUGUCACCACCGAUGUUGAGAAUGGUGCCCGAACACGCCGCCCAGACCAUGAUGGCCUCUCGCAUCAUCGGACGGAGAGCGGCCACCGCGCGGGGACGCCACCGAUGGAGCAAUCAAGGAGAACCUCACCAUCUCGGCGCUCGCUUUCUCACGAUCACCCUGAGCGCAACCACCAUGACGAGGAGGACUUACUCCUCUACCCGCCGCUGCUCACGCCUCUUCUGCAGGAGGUGGACAUGCGCCUGCGCGCUCACCAGCUCCCCUCCAUGGCAGAGCUGUGGCGGUGGGGCGUUGGCGAUCAGGAGGCAAUUCUCCAGAUCGCCGGUUUUAGGCGAGCGGAGCGGCAGGCGAUCCUAUGGGAGCUAGAGCGCAUGAUACGGGUCAGUUCAACAAGGUGCGCGCUGUCGGCUGCUGCCUGA